AUGACCGAGCCACUCAAAGAAGUUAGAGAUGGUUACAUCAUAUCCCUCAAUUUAGGGACACCCCCACAAAUCAUCCAAGUCUAUCUAGACACCGGAAGUGACCUUACGUGGGUCCCCUGUGGUAACCUAUCCUUCGAUUGCAUCGAUUGCAACGACUAUAAAAACAACAAGCUGCUAACCGCUAGUAUUAGUUUCUCUCCUUCCCAUUCCUCCUCUUCUCUAAGGGAUUCUUGUUCGAGUCCCUUUUGCACUGACAUACACAGCUCCGAUAACUCCUUCGAUACUUGCACUAUUGCAGGUUGCUCUUUGACCACCCUACUUCGAUCCACGUGUUAUAGGCCAUGCCCUCCAUUUGCUUACACUUAUGGUGAAGGAGUUGUGGCCGGAACUCUCACUAGGGAUACUCUUCGAGUCCAUGCAACUACUAAUUCUAUAAGUAGGGAUAUUCCAAGAUUCUGUUUUGGCUGUGUUGGUUCAACAUAUAGAGAACCUAUAGGGAUUGCGGGGUUCGGAAAAGGCCCUCUAUCACUCCCCUCUCAAUUAGGGUUUUUGCACAAGGGUUUCUCCCAUUGCUUCUUGCCUUUCAAAUAUGCAAACAACCCUAAUAUUUCAAGCCCUUUAGUUGUGGGUGACCUAGCAAUAUCCUCUAAAGAGUACAUGCAGUUCACCCCAAUGUUGAAAAGUCCAAUUAUGUACCCAAAUUACUACUACAUUGGUCUAGAGGCAGUAACUGUAGGAAAUGUCAGUACUGCACCACAAGUAACUUUGAGAGAGUUCGAUUCAUUUGGCAAUGGUGGCAUGAUUAUAGACUCUGGUACAACUUACACUCAUCUACCAGAGCCGUUUUACUCACAGCUUCUCUCGAUACUCGAGUCGGUAAUAAAUUACCCUCGGGCUACAGAAGUGGAGGAACGGUCGGGAUUUGAUCUUUGUUAUAGAAUCCCAUGCAAGAGCAAUAAUAUUUUAGGUGAUGAAGAUGAACUUCCUUUAAUCAGUUUCCAUUUCUUGAAUAAUGUGAGUAUUACAUUGCCACAGGGGAAUUGUUUCUAUGCAAUGGGAGCACCGAGUAACUAUAGUGUGGCCAAGUGUUUGCUUUUUCAGAGUAUGGAUGAUGAUGAUGAUAGGUACUACGGUCCAGCUGGGGUUUUCGGAAGCUUCCAGCAGCAGAAUGUUGAAGUUGUGUAUGAUUUGGACAAGGAGAGGAUUGGAUUUCAGGUUGCUGAUUGUGCUAAUUUCCCUGCACUUUAA
This is a messenger RNA of Erythranthe guttata (spotted monkey flower), 1248 nucleotides long. NCBI's taxonomy places the organism in Eukaryota, Viridiplantae, Streptophyta, Magnoliopsida, Lamiales, Phrymaceae. The record is from RefSeq and is a predicted model, not a curated record.